CUUAUGCCUCAUUGCUUUGCUUAACACGAGAUACCAUCGCAUUCAUCAACAUUCGACAAUGCUCGACUUUCUCGUUGAGAUGAAGCAAUUUUAUCUCGAGCUCAUCAAUACGCUUCUGCCGGGAUCGGCAAGCCUCAGCUAUUUCAUUCCCCUCCUUCAUCUGCCGCUCGGCGUUCUUAUGCCACCAUGGAAACUGAGCCAUGGCCAGCUAUGCGCAACGAUCCACCCCCUAAGCAUUGUGGCUACGGUACGUGCAUGGUUUGCCUUAGGUGGAAACGAUUUUAUUUCUACAGAUUGUCUUUACUUGACACUAUUUCUGUACUUCAAAGAUCCGCGGCGGAACUUCAGACGCGUCUAUUGAGAAGGAGCUAUUCUCUGGGUAUCCAUUACCGUUUAGGUACUAGCGUUAUCCUGUGUAAUUGGUAGCGUUCGCCACCACUCAAU
Macroventuria anomochaeta is the source of this 444-nucleotide messenger RNA. RefSeq lists its product as uncharacterized. The transcript has a single exon. The coding region runs from base 59 to 361 and encodes 100 amino acids. The record is from RefSeq and is a predicted model, not a curated record. Lineage: Eukaryota; Fungi; Ascomycota; Dothideomycetes; Pleosporales; Didymellaceae.